Molecule: messenger RNA, 1416 nt
Organism: Symbiodinium natans
Lineage: Eukaryota; Dinophyceae; Suessiales; Symbiodiniaceae
Source: the annotation of a GenBank genome assembly
AUGGCCGUGUCCGCAGAGUGGCGCCAGCAGUGGAUAGAGGCUGUGUCCAAGAUUCGAAGCGACCUUGGCUAUGAGAAGAGCGCCGAGCAACUCCGUGCGCUGCAGAAGACCGGCCUCCUGAAACUCACAGACUUGAAGAAUGACCCCGCCAAGUUCUUUGAGGCACAUCGCCUUUUGGCGCACCACGCGCCGAAGUUGGGCCCGGGCUUCUGGAUCCGAUUUACCGUGCACUACAACCUCUUCGCGGGAUCUGUCCUGGCAGUUGGAAACGACCAGCAAGUUGCCCGGCUCAAUGACUUCCAGCAGGAGGGCCUCUUGGGAUGCUUCGGCCUGACCGAGAAGCUUGCCGGUGUCAACAGUGGUGGAGUUGUCAACACCAUUGCGGAGUGGGAUGACGCUUCCAGGGAGUUCGUCCUCACGACAUCCGACGCUGGCGCGCACAAGAACUGGAUUUCGCAGGGCUUGGUUGGCGAGCUUGCAGUGGUGGUAGCAGAUCUCCGCGUCGCUGGCAAGAGGUGUGGGGCGCACGCCUUCCUCAUGGAGCUACGGAAAGGGGGCCAACCAGUCCCCAACGUAGAGCUGGGUGAUAUGGGCCGCAAGACCGUCGGAAAUGACUUAGACAACGCCUGGAUCGCCUUCCAUGGCACCAGAAUACCUCACAGCGCACUCCUGAACCGCUAUGGAGAUGUGCAGCCGGGCAAUGGCGGCACUUACGUCAGCAAGGCCAAGGGCCUGACCAACAUGGGCAUGAUCGGGCAGCGCCUCUUUAGUGGCCGUGUUGCUGUAGCCUGGGCUGCGCUGACCUUCACCAGGAAGCUCUACGAAAUGACCCGAGAAUACUCCGAUCGAAAGAAGUGUUGGGCACCGAAGGGAACCUCGAACUUGACGAGCGUCCCGCAGUUGAACCACUUGUAUGCAAGAGCAGAAGCCAAUCUGGCACAGCUGGAAAGAUUUGUUGGCGAGUGCGAAGCGCAGCUGAAUGAUUGUCUACGGAAGGACCAGAUACCACCUGCGAGCCUGCAGGAAGCAAUCGCAUGUGCCAAGAUCGCGGCAAGCGAGAUGAGCAUCGACUUGUGCUUCCGCCUGAAGCAGGAUGUGGGUUCCCAUGCCUUAAUGGGCGACACCGGCUUCGAGCAGAUGGACUUCUUGCAGGCCUGCAAGUUUGCAGAAGGAGACUCCCGGAUUCUGAUGCAGAAGCUGGCCCGCGACCGCGUCAAAGCAAAAGCCACCAUCGGCUCCAGCGAGGAGCAGCAGCUAACUGCCGAGCUGCAAGCCGCCAUGAAGAGUGGCUCUCAGGCAUGGGACGCGAACUUCGACAAGGUCUACGACCUGGCCUGGCAAGUGGUGACCCGCAACGUCGGCACGUUGUGCCCAGGUGUGAGCCUGAGAAUCCCGUGCGGGCUUUCCAAGCUGUAG